AAACGAACAGCGCUCUUGACCGCCUUGAAAACAAUAUUUACAAGUGAAAAACGAAACGAACCCCACGCAAUAUAUCCAACGGGGUCGUGUGUGGCGCGUAAGAAUUUGUGCGAGUGAUAAGAUAUUUAUUGAUAAAAAAAAGAGUAUCUCUGUUACGGCAAAAGGAACAAAGCGAUGAGUGACGGCAAAAGUUUAACGCUCUGCAGUCUGGUGCUUCUGCUGCUGGUGCUGCUGCUGGCAGAGUGCUCCCAUGCCAAACCCUCAAAGGAUCCGGCCAGCACCAGUGACUCGGAGCUCAGUGAUUUGAGUGGAGCGGCAACCAGAAAUAAAACAUCUGUCAGAGCUGCUGGCGAGGAGUAUGUCGACUCGGAUGCGGACUCGGGCUCGUCGGAGCUGACGCCAAAUGCGUUUCCCCACCGCGACGAGGAUCAGCUGAACUCGGCCACCAAUCUGGUGCUGGCGCGCAACUACAAGUACGACGUGGAGAUACUCGAGUCGGGCGAUGCAGAGGAUGAUAGCCAGUCGGCGGCCAGCGAGGAGCUGGAGGAACGCUUCAAGAGUCACGGCAUUCUCGCACCGGACACGGAGGCAUUCACCGCGGAGAACAUUGAGAUGCAGCCCGUGGACGUGGAGGCCGAUGCCAUCAGCGAGAGUCACAUGCUGCUGGGCAUCAUUGCCGUGGUCUUGGCCUUGGUAUCGAUCUGCCUGUACGCCGGUCUCGUCAUUUGGCGUUCACAUCUGGAGCAACGCUAUGGCAUGCGGGAGCGGCUGGUUAAUCGCGAUCUGGAGGAGGAUGGCGAGGGCAUUGACGAUCUCGAUUAUCAUGUGUAUGCACCGACCACAACGCCGGCUACGACGCGUGCGUAGUCCGUUUGCCUGUUGUCUGCUUCCGUCUGUGUGUGGGCUGACAGACAGACAGACAGACAUUACUAGGCUUAAGCUCAAUUUAAAAUGUGCACUGAGCAAGUGCAGCCGCUGGCCUGCAAGUGAGCGAAAUUGUCUAAUGAAUGCCAUAAAUUGCGGUCCGUUUCCCUUCCCCAUAUUGCCAUUCUCCAUCGCAAUUACAUUCACCUGUCUGAGAGUGCGACUGGAAAUGCAUUCCACUUGCCCAAUUAACCGCAUCGCACACUCUCGAUCGCCAGUACAGUACGUGCCAAAGGUCGCUUUGGCCUCCUUCCCUCCUUCCCGAGCACUCUGCAGCAGUUGACAAAGCCAAUUAGCUUGUAAGAUUUCUUGUGAUAUAUUGUUAUAGAGAUUCUUUUGUACUUUUGUAACUUGUACUAUUUGUAUUUCGUAAUAAACCAACGAUUUGAAUGCUGUCUAGGUAUUGCAUUCAAACGAAUGUAAACCAA
This is a messenger RNA of Drosophila guanche, 1352 nucleotides long. RefSeq lists its product as uncharacterized. Lineage: Eukaryota; Metazoa; Arthropoda; Insecta; Diptera; Drosophilidae. The transcript is spliced from 4 exons. The coding region runs from base 175 to 867 and encodes 230 amino acids. The record is from RefSeq and is a predicted model, not a curated record.